Molecule: messenger RNA, 811 nt
Organism: Aethina tumida (small hive beetle)
Lineage: Eukaryota; Metazoa; Arthropoda; Insecta; Coleoptera; Nitidulidae
Exons: 13
Coding region: 161-676 (171 amino acids)
Source: RefSeq, a predicted model, not a curated record
UGCAUGAUUUUUUGUCGCUGCCUUGACUAGAAAAUUUUGCCUAGCUUCGACACAGUUGCAAUACUGAACGUACAUUCUUCGAUACAGUUGCAGUACUGUAGUCACAUAUUCGAGUUUCAAGAUUUUUCCAGAGAAUUGUCAUAAGUUGGUUGCUGUCAAUAUGGAACGUCACGAGGAGAAUAACGAUGACACUCUCAACGGUACAUCCAACGACAACAACAAUAUUUGUUUGAUGGACGUGUCUGACGACAGUACAUCCAACAAUAACGGCAGUACAACCCGUGUUGACGCCAGUACUUCAACUACGCUUGACAGAAUGGGUGAUACCACCAUGGGUGAUACCACCAUGGAUGAGGACAUCUCCGAUAUUUCAUCGGACGACGAUUCUGAGACUCUUUCCUCCUACGAGGGAUCCGAUAUUGAUGAUUUGAUUGAACACGAGGUUAUGUAUGCACCGAAUGCAAACGCUUUUAUCCCGGAGAUUGUUGGCAUUCUUGAUGAGGAUAUCUCAGACAUGGACACUGAUGACGAGAUUGACAAUGAACCAGUUUUAGCCACUAUGAUGCCGGAGGUUGGUCUUAUUUAUAUGGAAGCCACGGAAGUUGACAUGGACAAUGAUGCUAUACCGCCGAUAACUCAUUCAAUGGUGCUAAUUACCUGGAGAAUGAUUGUCUAAAUAUGAUUACUGCUGAUGAUUUUGACGUGACUGAGUAUCAAGUACUAGUAACAUGACCAUUUUUUCCAAAUUACUUUAAAAUCAUCAAGAUAUUUGUAUUUCAUUUCAAAAUAAAGUUUAAAUAAGUUUAUAGUA